AUGGAUUCAAGAAAUUAUCAAACUCAGUCCUCUAGUUACGUAGGACUGCUUUACAGUCAACAUGGAAGUGGUCUCCAUGAAAACUUUCCUUAUGAAAGUUUUCAUUCAAGUGUUAACUUUGGAGAAUCGGAGAUCCCUCCCUUCAGUUCACAACAAGCUGAACACACGCCAGUAGACACACCAGUGGAGCGUCAUGUUAGACGCAAAUGGAGCCCAGCUGAUGACGUGGUUCUAAUCUCUGCGUGGCUUAACACUUCGAAGGAUGCCGUUGUUGGAAAUGACCAGAAGUUGGGGACCUUCUGGAAACGGGUUGGAGAGUAUUAUGCAGCAAGUCCACAUGGUCUACAGGAUGGUGAAAAGAGAGGGGAUCUUACUUGUAAGAAGAGGUGGCACAGAAUACACGAUCAGGUUACCAAGUUCUGUGGGGCAUACUCAGCAGCAGAGAGACAAAUUGGCAGAGGUGAGAGUGACACUGAUGUUCUCAAGAAGGCUCACGACAUCUUCUACUCUGAUCAGCAAACCAAGUUUACCCUUGAGCGUGCUUGGUGUGUGUUGCGCUUUGAACAAAAAUGGCUUAGCCUUAACACUCCAAAAGCCACUGCCAGUUCAAAGAGAAAGGAUGGUGAGACAGAUUCAAGCACCACUGUCCUUGAUUAG
Molecule: messenger RNA, 657 nt
Organism: Brassica napus (rape)
Lineage: Eukaryota; Viridiplantae; Streptophyta; Magnoliopsida; Brassicales; Brassicaceae
Product: glutathione S-transferase T3-like
Exons: 1
Coding region: 1-657 (218 amino acids)
Source: RefSeq, a predicted model, not a curated record